Molecule: messenger RNA, 273 nt
Organism: Angiostrongylus costaricensis
Lineage: Eukaryota; Metazoa; Nematoda; Chromadorea; Rhabditida; Metastrongylidae
Source: the annotation of a GenBank genome assembly
AUGCAUUCGGUUACGUAUUUUCGUGCUACAAUCGAAAUUCGCAGCUCCGUGGCGCCCAGCGGGAGGCGAGGGCGGUUGAUCGUCGUUGUUCGGGCUGCCAGCCAGCCGUCAGCGAGGACGGCGAUCGUCCGAGCGGUGGACGUCCAGCGACGAGUGGGUGCUUGUUCGUCGACGUUCGACGGACAGAGGUGUCGGUCGCCGUCGGAUCGCCGUCGAUUCGCCGUCACGGGGCCCCUUCGGACGGUUGCUUAUCGCUCUUCGUACUCCGCGUAG